AUGAAGGGCGCGACCAUCCCCUCGGUCGCGAUCAUGCCCUCGCCGCUCUUCCUCUGGCGGUUUAAGGCUGUGUUGUUUCUUCUAUGGGGCUUAUGUUGUUGCAAGAUAAGUUGGGACUCAGUUAUGAGAAUGAGUGUUGAUCUCAGAGACUUAUUUCUUUACGAGGCUUUCUUGUACUAUAAUCCUCUUCUUCUUGUGGCCUUGAUGAUUUGGUUGUGGGGAGUAAAUCUAUGGGUCUUUGCACAAUCAUCUGUGAAUUAUGCAAAAGUGUUUGAUCUUGCACAAACACAUUUAUCUCACCGAGAGAUAUGGAGGUGUGCUACUUGGCUGACUUUAAUUGUCCCUACUAGCAUGACAGCCUACCUAUAUCUGUACUCACAUGGAGAAGUGUCUCUUGCAGCAUCUCAACCAGUUCUCUUGUAUGCUAUUCUUCUGAUGAUCCUCCUUUCUCCUUUUGAUAUGUUUUACUUAUCAUCGCGCUUUUACUUUCUGAGGACAGUCUGGCGUAUAAUACUGCCUUUACAAGCAAUUACAUUUCCUGACUUCUUUUUGGCUGAUAUUUUUACAUCCAUGUCAAAGGUGUUCUCAGAUCUGGAGCGUUCGGUUUGUCGUAUGGUGAAUCGCCAGGUUGCAACAACCGCUUGGUUUGAAGCAGAUUCUGUUUGUGGCAGUCAUUCUGUAGCUAUUCCUCUUGUUCUCGUGUUCCCCUACUUGUGGCGUUUCUUCCAAUGUCUCCGGCAGUACAAGGAUACAAAGGAGAAGACAUGUCUCUUCAAUGCUCUCAAGUACUCGACAGCAAUUCCUGUGAUUUUCCUUUCUGCUCUCAAGUAUCAUGUAUAUCCUGAUCAGUGGGUUGGCUUCUACCGGCCCCUCUGGCUUAUCUCUAGUGUUAUAAAUUCACUGUAUUCCUUCUACUGGGAUAUUAAGCGAGAUUGGGAUUUGAGCAUCCUAACCAGGAUUUUCAUGUUCAAAAACCCAAGCAUAUGGACUAAUCUUCUUUACGGGCAGAACUGGGUUUUCUACUGGGUAUUGGGCAGCAAUUUGGUUCUGCGAUGCACAUGGACAUACAAGCUCUCGGCGCAUCUUCGGCACAACUACCUGACAGUGUUCACCAUAGCAUCUCUGGAAAUACUGAGACGGUGGCAGUGGGUGUUCUUCCGAGUCGAGAAUGAGUGGAACAAGAUGACAGCCAAACAAAACUUGGAGAUGUCAUCUGACAUGCCUUCCGAAGGAGACAGGCUACUGGAUUCUAGUAACCAUACAGUAUGA
Miscanthus lutarioriparius is the source of this 1269-nucleotide messenger RNA. NCBI's taxonomy places the organism in Eukaryota, Viridiplantae, Streptophyta, Magnoliopsida, Poales, Poaceae. The record is from the annotation of a GenBank genome assembly.